This is a messenger RNA of Epithele typhae, 675 nucleotides long. RefSeq lists its product as uncharacterized. NCBI's taxonomy places the organism in Eukaryota, Fungi, Basidiomycota, Agaricomycetes, Polyporales, Epitheliaceae. Bases 1 to 675 code for a protein of 224 amino acids. The transcript is spliced from 4 exons. The record is from RefSeq and is a predicted model, not a curated record.
AUGGGCGCAGAUCCGGUCCUCGAUAAGUCGGGCUUCCUGUGCAUGUACAUGUCGAACCACCCCGACACUCUGGUGUCGUACGUGCGGUACUGGGGCAAGGUCUCAGCGCAGGUGUCCAGUGCAAAGAUGACGAGCAUAGACACGAAGGGCAUGGACCUCACAUACGAGGUCAAAGGCAGCUCGGAACCCAAGAAAGUUCGGGUUGUGUUCGACCCGCCUCUCGCGGGCUACGAGGAGGUCAAGCCACGGUUGAUGGGCAUGAAGAGCGAGGCGGAGGAGCAGCUCGGCAUGGUGCGCGCGCCGCAAGUGACCAAGUUCGGGUUCGACACGCCCUCGCUUCUCGCCACGCUCGGGAUGAUGUCGCUCCUCGUCUACUGCACCGCCGCGGACGCUCUCGCGCCCUCCUACUCGGAAUACACGCCGUACUUCGCGUUCGGGAAAAGCGUACUCUCGUACCUGCCCUCGUGGACUCUGGUGGCCAGCUGGGGGGUCCUGGUCGUCGCCCACAGUCUUGAGGCGCUGUAUGUGCUCAACUUGUGCCGCAGGCACCGAGCCGGCGUGGUUUUAGGGGCGAAGUUCACGCUCGGCACGUUGUUCUUCGGCUUCCCAUUCACUGUGGGCAUGAGGCGGGAGAUCCAGAGCGCGCGUAUCGAUAGCAUCCUGAAGGGCCAGUGA